This is a messenger RNA of Gavia stellata (red-throated loon), 2796 nucleotides long. RefSeq names its product signal recognition particle 68 (gene SRP68). NCBI's taxonomy places the organism in Eukaryota, Metazoa, Chordata, Aves, Gaviiformes, Gaviidae. Bases 120 to 1700 code for a protein of 526 amino acids. The transcript is spliced from 15 exons. Gene Ontology annotation, biological process: SRP-dependent cotranslational protein targeting to membrane. Gene Ontology annotation, molecular function: signal recognition particle binding; endoplasmic reticulum signal sequence receptor activity; 7S RNA binding. The record is from RefSeq and is a predicted model, not a curated record. Gene Ontology annotation, cellular component: signal recognition particle, endoplasmic reticulum targeting.
UCCUUCAGAUUGUGAAGGAGUCUCAGCAGCAGCACGGUUUACGACAUGGAGACUUCCAGAGGUACAGGGGUUAUUGCUCCCGUAGGCUAAGGCGGCUCCGAAAAACUCUCAACUUCAAGAUGGGAAACAGGCACAAGUUCACUGGGAAGAAAGUAACUGAAGAGAUUCUCUCAGACAACAGGUAUUUGCUGUUGAUUCUGAUGGAUGCAGAGAGAGCCUGGAGUUAUGCCAUGCAGCUGAAACAGGAAGCAAACACAGAGCCUCGCAAACGAUUUCACUUGCUGUCUCGCCUGCGCAAAGCUGUGAAACAUGCUGAGGAGCUGGAGCGACUGUGUGAAAGUAACCGAGUGGAUGCCAAAACAAAGCUGGAAGCUCAGGCAUACAUGGCUUACCUCACAGGAAUGCUUCGUUUUGAACACCAGGAGUGGAAGGCAGCAAUGGAGGCUUUCAACAAAUGCAAAACCAUAUAUGAAAAACUGGCCAAUGCUUUCACAGAAGAACAAGCUGUACUGUAUAAUCAGCGUGUGGAAGAGAUCUCACCCAACAUUCGCUACUGUGCCUAUAACAUUGGUGACCAGUCUGCUAUGAAUGAGUUGAUGCAGAUGAGGCUGAGGUCUGGUGGCACUGAAGGUCUUCUUGCAGAAAAGCUGGAGGCGCUGAUUACCCAAACUCGAGCAAAGCAGGCAGCCACGAUGAGCGAGGUGGAGUGGAGAGGAAGAACUGUUCCGGUGAAGAUAGACAAAGUGAGGAUCUUCUUGCUGGGCCUGGCUGACAACGAAGCAGCGAUUGUUCAGGCAGAAAAUGAGGAGACAAAGGAACGUUUGUUUGAAUCCUUACUCAGUGAGUGUAGAGAUGCCAUUCAGGCUGUUCGGGAAGAUCUGAAACCAGACCAGAAGCAGCGGGAGCACUCUCUGGAAAAUGAUUCUGGGAGGGUGUCCAACAUCCAGUACUUACACAGUUAUUUGACUUACAUCAAGCUGUCAACAGCCAUCAAGCGUAAUGAGAGCAUGGCAAAGUCUUUGCAGAAGGCACUGCUGCAGCAGCAGCGGUCAGAAGAGGAUGGCAAGCGCACACCACGGCCUCAGGACCUGAUCCGUCUUUACGAUAUCAUUUUGCAGAACCUUGUGGAACUGACACAGCUUCCUGGCCUAGAAGAGGACAAGAACUUCCAAAAAGAGAUUGGAUUGAAGACACUUGUGUACAAAGCUUACAGGUGUUUCUUCAUUGCGCAGUCCUAUGUCCUGGUAAAGAAAUGGAGUGAAGCUCUUGUUUUGUAUGAGAGAGUGCUGAAAUAUGCCCGCGAAGUUCAGUCAGGAGCUGGAGCUUAUACAAACAGCUUGAAGGAGCUGCCUGAUGUUCAGGAUCUGAUCACUCAAGUCAAUGCAGAGAAAUACUCCUUGCAAGCAGCAGCUAUAUUAGAUGCAAAUGAUACUCAUGAGACUGAGUCUCCAUCUCAGGUCAAGGAUGGCAAGCCACUCUCAGAACGGUUUGAGACGUUCUGUCUGGAUCCUUCUCUUGUCAGCAAGCAAGUCAGCCUCGUCCACUUCCCUCCGGGCUUCCAGCCCAUUCCAUGCAAACCCUUGUUCUUUGACCUGGCCCUUAAUCAUGUUGCUUUCCCACCUCUGGAGGACAAGGUGGAGCAGAAGGCCAAGAGUGGCCUCACAGGAUAUAUAAAGGGCAUCUUUGGAUUCAAAAGUUAACCAGGACCCCCUGAGGAACAGAGGUUUUAUUCUGUAUUGAAGGAAAAGCUCCAAGAGGUUCUAGGACACAAAUAUCUGCACCUGAAACCAACAGAGGGAGGUUUUACCAUCUUCUUCCCUGUGUUCUGUGUAUAUGUCUGUGCACUUACAUUCUCUCCCAGUGUAUUAAAGACAAACAAUCUAUUCAGAAACAUGUACACUAUAAAUAGCUGAAAAUAAUCUGGAGCACAGAGAAAUUCCAUUCUGCUCAGAGAAGUUGGAGCUUGCUUUGUGACCAGUGGCCUGUUCAGGGCGGGUACACGUCUACUUUCCAUGGACCAGGGCAUAGGCAUAAGUUGAUUCCUCUCCCCACCCCAUUAUUUGACACUAUAAUUCGGUAUUUUGGUUUAGAAAUCUGGGUGUGAUGGGGAAACAGAGGCAAAAGUAGAUGCAGAACUAAACCAGCGAGGUGAGGCUGUCUGCACAAAGGCUAUGAAGCAGUAGCCAAGGGGGCUAACUUCUCUUCCCUUUUGACUCCCAGUCCUCACUGAGAAGCGUAUAUACUUAUGUAAAGAGAAGUCUCUGUAUUUUUUAAAAAUGUGACAUUCAGAAAUGACAAAACAAGAGCCUCUUUCCUUCUCGAUAAGGAUGGCAAAUACCUUACUAAAUGUUAAUGGUUACCCCAGGUGUGGUGGAGUAUAACCUGAAUUUGUACUCUGGGCCGAUAGGAUCCUUCUUUAUCGAUAACACGUUUUGUUAAAUACCUAAAUACAGUAUAGAACCUAUUCCUACAAGGCUUUUCCUGGGAAACUAGCUUCAUGGGUGGCUUUAGAAAUAGCUACUUGCUCUUUAUGGGAAGUUGGGUCUCUCUGUGUUCGUUUUGUCUCUGAUCUAAACCUUGCCUGAAAACAAGAUGACCUUUUUCUGGAGUUCAUCUGUUGCUUUUUUUCCUCAUCCUCGGUCUCGGGAGUCGAGGAAUAAGCAACAGGAGACCAGUAGGUUCUUGAGUGAUAGAUCUCUGUCAUGUCAGACAGCUUUUUUUAUAAAGCGCCCAGGUGCUGUGGUGGUAGGCACUUCAAAAUGCGGGUAAUUUCAUAAUCAUGAUCAAUUAAACAGG